GGGAAGCUGGGAGCCGGAGAUAAAAAGCAAACGGGGCGAGGCUGGCCUGGUCCCUGGGAGGAGAAGAGGAAACCUUUGCCACUGUUCCGGAGAGGCCCCUCUGCUUCAGGAUACACCAUUGUCACAAACCCAUCUUCACAACAAUCCUGAAAGAUUGAAAGAGUUUGGGCCCAAGUCACUCAUUUCGCCAUGGCUAAAUGAGGAUUUGGCCUACAUAAAACCCAGAGGAAUAUUUUUGAAGCAGCACCCCCAGGCUCCAUCUUCAAAAUGUGGCGGUCCGUAGUGGUUCUGUUUCUCCUGGUAGCCCUCACCAGCACCCGGAACGUUCCCAUCUUCCCUCCUCUCUCCCAUGACAUGGUGAACUACAUCAACAAGCUCAACACCACUUGGCAGGCUGGGCACAACUUCCACAAUGUAGACAUGAGUUACGUGAAAAAGUUGUGUGGCACAUACUUGCAUGGCCCCAAGUUGCCUGAAAGGUUUGAAUUUGCCGGUGACUUGGAAUUACCUGACAGCUUCGACUCACGGAAGCAGUGGCCAAGCUGUCCAACAAUCAACGAGAUCAGAGACCAAGGUUCUUGUGGCUCCUGCUGGGCAUUUGGUGCUGUGGAAGCCAUGUCUGACCGGGUUUGUGUCCAUACCAAUGGCAAAGUGAAUGUGGAGAUCUCUGCAGAAGACCUUCUCUCUUGCUGCGGCUUUGAAUGUGGAGUGGGGUGUAAUGGGGGCUAUCCUUCUGGAGCAUGGAAGUACUGGACUGAGAAAGGCUUGGUGUCUGGUGGGCUUUAUGAUUCUCAUGUGGGCUGCAGGCCAUAUUCCAUCCCACCUUGUGAGCACCAUACCAAUGGCACACGGCCUCCCUGCAGCGGCGAAGGUGGUGAAACCCCAGAAUGUGUCAAAAAGUGUGAAGCUGGCUACACGCCUUCGUACCCAGAGGACAAGCACUAUGGCGUUACCUCAUAUGGUGUCCCUCGCAGCGAGAAGGAGAUAAUGGCUGAAAUCUACAAGAACGGACCAGUGGAAGGAGCCUUUGUUGUGUACUCUGACUUCCUCUUGUACAAGUCAGGUGUCUAUCAACAUGUUUCUGGAGAAGAGGUUGGUGGCCAUGCCAUCCGGAUUCUGGGCUGGGGAGUCGACAAUGGCACACCAUACUGGCUGGCAGCCAAUUCCUGGAACACAGACUGGGGCGAAAAUGGUUUCUUCAGAAUCCUCCGUGGAGAGGACCACUGUGGAAUUGAAUCAGAGAUUGUUGCUGGAAUCCCAAAGACAAGCAAUUACUGGAAGAUGCUGUAAUAAUGUUGCUCGUCUGAAUCCAGCUGAAUGUUCUACACAUAAUCAAGUUGAUUUUAUCCUGUGGAGAAGCAAGCGGUCAUGACGAAACCGCAUGCUCCUGAGAUAUUUUAGACUUCAGAUUCUUUUUAAUAAACCCUUUAAAAAUGUUUUAAAAAUUAUUGCACAGUGCUGCUGUCUCCAGCAGGCUGCCUUUGCAUCAGGAGAGUGAGACUCAUAGAUUGUGUUUUGCCCAAAGCUUACCUUGGCUGCUAGACAAAACAGCAGACAAGUCACUGAGGUGAAACUGACUGUACUAAGUGGGACAACUCUAGAGGAAUCGAGAACAAAAGGACAGAAUUGGAUUUGAGCCAGUCCCCCCAGUCAUUCUCUCACUUCCUAGCUGAUGUAGAAGUGAUGGGAAAAUGUCUUAAUAUAAUUGCACCAUCUGUCUUGAUCUGGGUAUUCUGCAGAGCUGUGGAGACAACAGUAUGACUGGACUGCUGGGGGCAACUCUUGGUGAGCCAUAACAUGGUUCCAAAGAGGACUUCACCAUUAACUUCCAUAGUGAUGGGUUAGAAGGCAUGUUAAAAUCAUUGUCUGUUGAUUAAACCUGGGCUGGGCUGGGAUCUUGAAGAUCAGCAUCUUGAUGGCGUGACAUUGGGGCUGUCGGAUUGGGGACAAUGAUAAGCCAUCUUGUUCCUUGCAUCUGCUAAUACAUUGGUUUUUAAACUGUUACGUCUUGGAUUCCAGCUCCCAGAAUUCCUGAUUGUUGGUCAAGCUGGUUGGGGCUUUUAGGGAGUUGAAAUCCAACACACCUGGAAGAUCCAAGUUUGGAAACCAUGGUGCCAUUCCCCCUUUUCUUCUUGCUCCAUCUCUCCAUGUUGCUGAACAGUCGGGAAAGAUGGAGAGGCAGUGGACACGGAGGCUAUGUUUUUUAUACUGACCCAACCCAAACAGGGUUCUGCUGUAGCUGUUUCUGGAAACUUCACAUUUGUACUUCAUUGGACUACAGUGCCACCAACAUGGCUAGUGGUUUGAGGCUUCUGUUGUUUUUAAUGGGAUUUAAUCAUGGGAAGCAACUAUUGGAGCCUGGUAUGUCUUUCUACGCAAAAUCUAAGUGUCAGACUUUAUUUUAAUGCCUUUCAAAGUCUUUCCUCUAAUAAGAUAACUGCACUAGCUGAAUUUGCACAUGAACAGUUACUGCUUCAGAAUAUAUAUAUUGCAAAUUGUCAGUAAAGAACAUAAGAGAGCAGUGAUCAAUGCAUGCAGAUCAGCGACAGAGGAAUAUAGGUUUGGAUCCAGACUUCGCCAUAGUUAAAGUCGACAUAUUAAUGCAGAUUCAAGUCCAUUGAUUUUAAAUUUACUGCAAUUGGUAUACUGUAAGUAUGACAACUUGGAUCUGGCCCAGAGACUCCAUUAUUUCACUAGCUUCCAGCUUCAAAUGUACUUGUAAAAUGCAAAAAAAAAAAAAAAAAACAAACAAACCCUUUAAACAUGUGGUUGCUGCAAGAGCAGCCAAAUGUUUACCAGUGUGGCUUCAGUGUUCUUUUUUCUUUCCAAUAAAGUGUCACAAUCUC
Messenger RNA from Sceloporus undulatus (fence lizard), 2846 nucleotides. It is a transcript of the gene CTSB, whose product is annotated as cathepsin B. NCBI's taxonomy places the organism in Eukaryota, Metazoa, Chordata, Lepidosauria, Squamata, Phrynosomatidae. Gene Ontology annotation, cellular component: lysosome. The record is from RefSeq and is a predicted model, not a curated record. The coding region runs from base 268 to 1290 and encodes 340 amino acids. The transcript is spliced from 11 exons. Gene Ontology annotation, molecular function: cysteine-type endopeptidase activity. Gene Ontology annotation, biological process: regulation of catalytic activity.